AUAUCCGAGGAGCGACCUCCGCGAAAACCCUGUCCAUCUUUGAUGUUCCAAAACACCAACGCCAAGUCUCACCCUCAUACCGCCCUUCCCAAUCUGGCCCAUCCCCAGCAGAAAAAUACAAAAAGAUACCUCAGCAAUAAUAUCAAGCACAUAAUCAACAGACUCUUCUGA
Messenger RNA from Blastomyces gilchristii SLH14081, 171 nucleotides. RefSeq lists its product as uncharacterized. The annotation marks the transcript as partial. The record is from RefSeq and is a predicted model, not a curated record. NCBI's taxonomy places the organism in Eukaryota, Fungi, Ascomycota, Eurotiomycetes, Onygenales, Ajellomycetaceae. The transcript has a single exon.